Messenger RNA from Saccostrea cuccullata (small rock oyster), 2048 nucleotides. RefSeq lists its product as uncharacterized. Bases 155 to 1897 code for a protein of 580 amino acids. Gene Ontology annotation, molecular function: zinc ion binding. NCBI's taxonomy places the organism in Eukaryota, Metazoa, Mollusca, Bivalvia, Ostreida, Ostreidae. The transcript is spliced from 2 exons. The record is from RefSeq and is a predicted model, not a curated record.
GUUCCGCAAUGUCUUAUUUCUGGAGUUAUCUCUCUUGAAAAAUCGCUAGAUGUCGCCAACACAUUGACUUCCGGGGCGUUUGUUGUUCAACUUGUGUUGUGUACUCACAGUACUGAUAAUUGCAAUUUCUGCGUUAGACAAGGACAUACCAAGAAUGUCUUCAAGCACUGAUGAUGAAGGUGAACCAUCUCACUUGUCUCUAGAAGAAAUUCAGUCAUGGAAAGUUGUUGAACUAAAAAAUUGGCUUGAAAAUCACAGGCUUAAAAAAUCUGGGAAUAAAGAGGUAUUGGCAAAGAGAGUUUACAAAGCCAUGAGGCAUGGUUAUGAUUCAUCAGAAGAUUUCAUAGAUACAGAUGAAGAAAUAGAGAAAACUGUUCCUGUUCAUCCUUCAACAGAUUCAUGGAAAGAACUUGACUCUACUGAUAUUCCUGAAAUUUCUCAUAAGGCCAUUGAUAUUUAUUUUAAAUGUCAUAAAAAUCCUGUAACUGGAGAAAGGUUAAAUUUCGAGAGACAAAUGAAAAAAGCAAAGCGUCUGUGCAAUGAAGGGUUCAUAAGAGAAAUUGAAUACAAUAAAGGAAACAGUGAUUUUUGUUACAUGCGAUCAACUUGUCUUCCAUCAAUGAAACAGACUGUUCAAGUUGGAUUUGGAAAAAGUGCUAAAUAUUAUUCUUUGAAUGUUUGUAUAAAGAAAAAGUCAGGCAUUGUUGUAAAUGCUUUAUGUAAUUGUAAAGCCGGAGAGGCAGGUCUUUGUGCUCAUGUUGGAGCAUUAUUGUAUGUACUUGUAAAAACAAAAAAUUCCUGUACAUCUAAUCAGUGUGUGUGGAAUAGACCUACACCUUUGAGAAGAAAACCAAGUCCAAAAAGAGUUGGAGAUAUUAGUUUUUCAAAAACAGAAAAAGAUAAUAUUGUAGACAAAGUUCGUCCUUUCCCAGGCAUUUAUAAUCCUGGACCUUGUCAAAGUGAAUGCAGCUCAUUUUUGAAUGAUAUUUUGGAUGGCUUAAAAGAUAUUUACCCACAAUGUGUCUUGUAUCAAACUUUAAGAGCAGAGCAUGUUAAUAUAGAUUCCUUUUUGAAUAUUUUUUUGCCAGAUUUUAUGUAUAGGGACAAUGUAAAUCUAAAAUCAAAAGAAUGUGUUGAAAAUUUUAAAUCUUUUGUAAACAAUAUGAAUAUAACAACAGAGGUUAGUGAACUGUUAGAAAAGGGAACUAGAGGUCAAAAUUCAAAUGUUAACUGGAGAAAGGCUAGAUGCAAUAUCAUUACUGCAUCAGUAAUGGGUGACGUUGUCAAAAGAGUAAAGUCCGAACCAGACAAUUUAGUCAAGAAAAUUUGUGGAUACGUAGUAGUACCAGAUUGUGUAAAAAGUAUCAGUUAUGGUCGAACAAAUGAAUCUGUUGCUUUGAGUGAUUAUAUGGAGCGACAUUUAAAUUUGUGUGGUGAUGUGAAGAUCGAGUCCUGUGGACUAUAUGUCAACCCUAAGUACCCAUUCCUUGGGGCCAGUGUUGAUGGACUUGUUACUUGUGUAGAAUGUGGUACAGGACUUGUCGAAGUCAAGUGUCCUUAUGGAAAACAAAAAAGUCCUUGGAGGAAUAUGCCUCCGACAAAAUGUGGACAAGAUAAACAUUUUUUUUGCACUGAAAACAAUGGUGAACUUAAAUUAAAACAGAACCAUAAUUAUAUGUACCAAGUUCAAGGCCAGCUAGCAUUAUAUGAACUUAACUGGGUUGAUUUUGUUGUUUAUACAAAAAAAGGUAUAUCUGUUGAAAGAAUUCUUUUUGAUGUUGGAAUCUGGAAUGAUAUGGUUCCAAAGAUGAAAUCUUUUUAUACAUAUGGUGUUGUACCAGAACUUUUCACUAGAAGAAUUCAGCGAGGAAAAUCACUGUACAUGUAUAACAUUUGAUGUACAUUUGUUAAUAAUUUGAAUAUUGCAUAGAAUGAUUCUAUUUGAUUUUGAACAUGUGUACAUAAAACUGUUAACACUCUGAAACUUUUAUAUUUGCAUGAGAGCUUAGAUUCAUCUGUAAAAAUAUUGAAUAAAAACAAAAAGGUUA